Macroventuria anomochaeta is the source of this 423-nucleotide messenger RNA. Its product is annotated as histone H2A.Z. Gene Ontology annotation, molecular function: protein heterodimerization activity; DNA binding; structural constituent of chromatin. The transcript has 3 exons. Lineage: Eukaryota; Fungi; Ascomycota; Dothideomycetes; Pleosporales; Didymellaceae. Bases 1 to 423 code for a protein of 140 amino acids. The record is from RefSeq and is a predicted model, not a curated record. Gene Ontology annotation, cellular component: nucleosome.
AUGCCAGGCGGCAAAGGAAAGACUGGAGGCAAGACAGGUGGAAAGGGUGACGCGCAUGUCAAGACAUCCAAGUCGCACUCCGCCAAAGCCGGCCUUCAGUUCCCUUGCGGUCGUAUAAAGCGUCAUCUACGUACCAUCACGCGCCAGAAGACGCGCAUCGGCGCCAAGGCCUCGAUCUACUUGACCGCAGUCCUUGAGUACCUUACUGCCGAAGUACUUGAACUCGCAGGCAACGCCGCCAAGGAUCUUAAGGUCAAGCGCAUCACGCCGCGCCAUCUUCAGCUCGCCAUCCGCGGUGACGAGGAACUCGACACCCUUAUUCGCGCAACGAUUGCAUUCGGAGGUGUUCUGCCACACAUUAACCGCGCUCUGCUGCUGAAGGUCGAGCAGAAGAAGAAGGGUGGCAAGCCUGCGGAGGUCUGA